AUGAUAGAUAUCAUGUAUUCUAGCGGGGAUCUACUACCGAGACAAGCAGCAGCAGCAUCGGCAAACAUUCCCAGCGACAGUCGAGCUCCACACAUCCUCGCCAUCAUCGGAUCCCUAACAGGUCUAUCGGGCCUCCUAGUCGCAUUACGCUGCUACGUGCGACUCUUCCUCCUCCGGAAAUUUCUUCCAGAUGAUGGUGUAAUCGUGGCAUCCUUGUUAUGCGCCUUCGGCGUCCUAGCUUGCUUCAUCGGUGAAUCGCACCAUGGAGUCGGCCUCUUUUCCGACGACAUCAAGCCGGAAGAUUUCCAGAUCCUCAGCGAGUACAUGUUCUACCACGCCAUCGUCAUAGUGCUCGGUAUAAGCCUGGUCAAGGUUUCAUUGGCGCUCUUCUUGCUCCGGUUUGCUUCGCCUAAUAAGAACCUGAAACGGUUCAUUACCGGGGCGCUUGUGUUUCUUAUUAUCUUUACUGUCGCGUGUAUCUUGACGUUGAUCUUCCAGUGUCUUCCGGUUCGGGCGGCUUGGGAUUUCUCAUUGAGAGAGAAUGCGAGGUGUUAUUCGAUGAAGACUUAUCUGUCGAUUGGGGAGUUUAAUAGUGCAAUCAAUAUCGCGACGGACUUUGUAUUCGCGACAUUACCUGCGUUCAUGUUCUACAAAGUGCAAGUCAAUAAACGUACCAGGGUUUCUUUAAUGGGAAUCCUCAGUCUUGGUUAUUUUGCCUGCGCAGCAGGUAUUGUGAAGACCGUUCUCCAGAGCCAAAUCUUCGACGAGCCAGAUCCGUAUCGGUACGCUUCUAUCAUAUUCCUGAAAGCGGUAGUAGUUGGAAGACAGCUAAUUUUGUGA
Aspergillus oryzae RIB40 is the source of this 840-nucleotide messenger RNA. RefSeq lists its product as uncharacterized. The record is from RefSeq and is a predicted model, not a curated record. The coding region runs from base 1 to 840 and encodes 279 amino acids. NCBI's taxonomy places the organism in Eukaryota, Fungi, Ascomycota, Eurotiomycetes, Eurotiales, Aspergillaceae. The transcript has 5 exons.